AGCGUCUGUACAAUCUAUCAACAUUGGCUCCUCACUCACUCUCUCACUCACUCACUCACUCCUCCUCCUCUUCCUCCUCGCUAUCAUCUACGGCCAUCUCAUCGGGCUGCUCUCAAUCUGCCCCCUUGCCGACAUGCAGGUAGUGCAGCCUCUCCAUCUCCCGCCUGGGAGCGAUGGCCAUCUGCUUGGCCUCCUCGAAGCCGUACUUGUUGCAGGAGAAGGACUUGGUCUUCGUCUCGCCGCCUUGCCUCCAUUGCGCCUGCCAUGCGCCCGUUCUGUAGUGGACGCCCUUGACCCCGCUCUGGUGCUUAGCCGGCUCCCGCACAGAUGCCCGCCGCAACGCUCCAUCUCGCGACGAUGCUCCUCUGCCAACGCCUGACAUACACAUAUACAGAGAGUCGCGGCGGUGGUUGUGUCGCGGCGGCGGCCAGCGUUGAGUCGUCCCAUUCGCCCGUAGAACUAUCAUGUUGAUACACAACAGAGAAGAUGCCCUUCGCCUUUAUGUUUUGUCGUGCUAUAUUUGCAUUCACCCCACCUCCUCGCGCCACUUGAGAAACCCCUCCUCUCAAUCGCAUCAUGCGCAAAUGGAACGCCUGCCUCCCCCUCUGGGUCCUCUGUAAAACAAACACGAAGUGACCGUAAAACAAAAGGGGCGGCAUGUCAAUUUCUCACCGCGCUGCACAACGCGCGAUAGGCCACAUAUACAACGGGCACAUAUACCAUCC
This is a messenger RNA of Vitrella brassicaformis, 725 nucleotides long. Lineage: Eukaryota; Vitrellaceae. The record is from the annotation of a GenBank genome assembly.